GUUUCUCACAGCAGAUUCUCCUUCAAGAUCUUACACGAAACUCCGCUGGCACAAGUGCAACCGCAGCGAGCCUGUGUUUUGGGCUGUCGGCGGCUGUAUGUCAAGAACUCGUGCUCUACAAGUCGCUGAUUGUUGACUUUCAGCUCAUUCUUCUCUCGUCGUCCGGUGUCUUCAUCAGCGACACCACCAACCAGGCAGCUUCAAGUAUAUCGGACCUUGGAUUCUACACGGCAUAUCCUGCAACGGCAUCGAUGGCGUGGCAGCUCUUUGGCUCGUCGGACUGCUGGAGUGGCUCUCCGAGCUACAUCUUUGUGGGAUACUUGCAAGGCUCCGGCUUUGCCAAUGCCGUUGCCUACAGCACUCCUCUACUUGCCCGGAAUGCAUCGUGGUUCAAGGUCUCUCUCCUGUCCAUGGAUGCCUCCAUAACCACAAGCUUCGCCCUAAUCGGCUGUCUUCGAGAUGCCAUCACUCGCCAAAACAUUUAUCUCGUUGGCGUGCCCACGGCUGGGUCGUCCAACUGUGGAGUUGUCUCUUGCACUUACCAGCAGGCUCGAAUAAUCUUCCACUCCACCACCGUGGCCUCGCCCACCUCCACAUUUUCCCUCGGAUUCGUGUUUCCAUCCUCGGAAAUUGUCACGGGCAUAGCCAUGCACUCCAACUCCCAGGAGCUCUUUGUGAUGGGUAGUCAGCUGUGGCGCUCGUCCGAUGGAGGGAAUCUGUUCACAGCGCAAUACCAGCUUAACAGCGGAGAAUAUUUCUCUGGAUUCCAAUCGGAGAACACCUUUGGUGGAUAUGUGAUCGAGACAACGGCUAUGGGACUUUAUUAUGGCAAAGACUAUUCUCUCGGCAUCGCUCGACUAGCAUCGGUCUCGCUCAAUCCAGCAAGUAUGUCCUCGGCUAUCCUCAACAAAGCCGGGGGUCUCAAUUACGUACGCCUUGAGACUGUACCUUCGUACUCCUCCAAUCAGUCGCUCUACCCGCAAGGCUUCCUGAAAGAUAGCUCCGGGACGCUACGAUCUUAUCCAGACUCGUUUGUCAAGCGCUGGACCAUCCCACUUCAAUCGCUCCUCGGGGCUACCGACAUGUCGUUUGGCUCUGCAUUGGUUCCGGUGAUGCAGCAAGAUGGCCGACUGAGCUUCUACGCGGCGAGUACAGCCACGAGCAGCACUGUGUUUCUUCCCUCUCACAUCGGUGGGCUCAUCGGCCUCGCAAGUGGCGGAGUUGUCUUUAUCGAUGGAAUCGAUUCCUCGGGCCGCAUCGCUUUCGGCAUCAUCAGAACCCCACUAGCAUCAGACUCGGCCUCCAUAGCACCCGCCCUCUCGAGUUCUCUCGGCAUCAGCGGUGCCACGACGACCUCCUCCAUCCUGGCGGCUCUCAUCCAACCAACCGCUGUGACGUUUAAUGUCACGCUGACCCUUAUCAGUCCGCCCACCGGGUCGGUAUGGCUGUACAGCGAUAUUGGAAAAACAGUGAUCGCCAACUCCGCCUCGAUUCUGAUCACGGGUAUUGUUAACAGCACAAUGGCAUCGGGGGAACUGUAUUUUGGGUUGACAUCAAGCGCCGUGGCAUCGCCGGGGACCUGGGGCAUAUACGACUUCCGGUCGGCAAAUAACGUUGCCUUGACCCAGUCGCAAACCCUUGGGGUAUCCUCGGUCGCCAACUCAACACUGGUUGGACUUCGACUUUCGGCUGGGUUUAUGUCGUUCCAGUACACAGACGUGGGCUCGGUGAUCUAUACCAGCGACGGUGGACAAGCGCAAAUAAUGUACCUCCUCGACUCUCUCAAUGCUGCGGUGGCUCCCAUUCAGCCGUUUGCACAAGCAACCUACUCCCCUGGUACCUGGAAUAUAGUUCGCCCACUUCCCGGAAAUCUCAUUCAAGGAAUUGCUUCAUCGACAUCGAAUCAGGCGCGAUCAUGGACACUCUACCUAGACGAGUGUGGGUGGACAAGGAUGCCAAAUCAGGAUACCUCCCUUUCGUCCGUUCACUAUCUCAGCUAUGGGGCAAACAUCAGUUAUGCUAUUGGUAUCCAGUUUAGCUCUGGUUCAGAAAUAGCUGCCUUGGGCUGGAAUGUCCACCAAUCGACUCUUCGCUCCUUGAACACCACGGACUAUAUGAUCGGCCAAACGAUCAACACGCAAUGGCUUCAGAACAACGUGACUGUUGAGAUAGUCGACACGGGGAUUGUUCACGAUAUUAGUACCCAGUGGAAGAUCCCAAAGUCUUCAAUCCGAUGCCAGGAGAGUCUCGGCUCGCAGAAAUUUCGAAGCGGCUGCUCGCCUCAGCGGUACCUGACACCGAGUACACUUCCCAUGGCGGAAUAUCUGUCAGACUCUGCUAUACUUCUCUUGGAUCUUCCGCUCAUGCAAGCGCUCCCGUAUAACUAUCGGCCUCCCUCCUCGCAGGGCGACUCAAUUCCAACAUCAUCCAACAUUUACAACGCCGCUCCUGAGCGCCCGCGUUAUAACGAUCGCUACGAGAUCUCAAAAUCAACUGGUGUAUACAAGCAGUGCGCCGGAAAGCCAAAUCGACAAGCUUGCGGAUGUACGGAUGAAGAACGGGUGUCGAUGAUGGUCAUGUACUCGGACUGUAUCGACCGGGCAGUCAAUGUGUUCUACGACACCGCCUUCCUGCCACAGCUCUUUAUCAAGGACAAUCCAGGCGGAACGGCCCCGCUGCAGUCUCAAUACAAGCUUGUUGAGCUCAAUAAUAGAACCGACUUUUGCGCACCCUCCUCGCUUUGUGCCAAUCCACAGCAGGUCAUCAUGGAUCCGACCAAUAACGACUCGAUUGUCUGGCAGGGAUCGCAACUAUUCCACUUUCGGGCAACAGUGAUCGGGACAGAGUAUUGCAAUCUCAGCGCCGAGUUCAUGGUGUAUGUGGUCGAGCCCAGUAACACAAUCAACCAGAUCGCAACAGGGAUGGCGGUCACUGGUGUUGUCUUCUGCGUACUGCUUUUUGCCUGCUAUUUAUACUACAGCUAUAAGCAGUCGGUUGCCUGGUAGUGGUAACUAUUGACUUGAUGACCGUCAGAGACAUAAAUCUUUCUCUACGAAGCAGCGGAUGCCAUACAAGACGCGGCGACAAUCCAGCAGACCCCAAACAGCAUCGGAUCGUCAACUUGAGAGCUACGUGGGCGAACUUGAGGGGGGGGGUUUGUUGUCAGAUGGUGCACAAUCACACAUUGCUUGG
This is a messenger RNA of Polychytrium aggregatum, 3192 nucleotides long. RefSeq names its product cation channel sperm-associated protein subunit beta protein family-domain-containing protein. Gene Ontology annotation, cellular component: CatSper complex; cilium. NCBI's taxonomy places the organism in Eukaryota, Fungi, Chytridiomycota, Chytridiomycetes, Polychytriales. The coding region runs from base 252 to 3005 and encodes 917 amino acids. The record is from RefSeq and is a predicted model, not a curated record. The transcript has 10 exons.